Messenger RNA from Oncorhynchus keta (chum salmon), 2633 nucleotides. RefSeq names its product poly(A) binding protein, cytoplasmic 1-like (gene pabpc1l). NCBI's taxonomy places the organism in Eukaryota, Metazoa, Chordata, Actinopteri, Salmoniformes, Salmonidae. The coding region runs from base 428 to 2383 and encodes 651 amino acids. The transcript is spliced from 17 exons. Gene Ontology annotation, cellular component: ribonucleoprotein complex. Gene Ontology annotation, molecular function: RNA binding. The record is from RefSeq and is a predicted model, not a curated record.
UUUUAUUUUGGCAUUUACCUGAAUAUAAACUGUUUACAUCAUUGGUUUUAGCUCUUCAUUUAAUUGUUGAAACAAAUGUUUGGUCUUUGCAAAGUGCAAAUUAACAGUGGUCAAUUUCACACUUCGCUAGCCUAGACAUAUACUUCAAAAGUAUGCAAAAUUGAGUGGCGGGACGAGUUUUGUUGUUUUUUGAAUCCCAGAAUGUAGCUUUUCAAUAACAUGGACUACUUUUUCACGCGGAGGAUUAGUCGGGCCGUGUCAUUAUCAUAGUUUAUAAAUAGGUCAUUGAAGAAUAUUCAUGGUCGCGGAGUGAAAAGGCAGGUGUUUCACGGCAAUUAUCAAAUUAAAACAAACAUUUUACUAAGUUUUAGGCCAGAACUUUUUAAAUUAAAGAAUUUGAGUUUCCACCUUGGCCAAUUCAAUAAGGAUGAACAGCAGUGGUCAGUCAUACCCAUUGGCCUCCCUCUACGUAGGGGAUCUGCAUCCUGACGUCACAGAGGCCAUGCUCUACCAGAAGUUCUCUCCUGCUGGGCCCAUCACAUCCAUCCGUGUCUGCCGUGAUGUCAUCACUCGCAGGUCCCUAGGAUACGCAUACAUCAACUUCCAGCAACCCGCUGAUGCGGAAUGUGCUCUGGAUACAAUGAACUAUGAGGUCCUCAAGGGUAGGCCUAUCAGAAUAAUGUGGUCUCAGCGUGACCCAGGGCUACGGAAGUCAGGAGUUGGAAACAUUUUUAUCAAGAACAUGGACGAGUCCAUUGACAACAAGGCCCUGUAUGACACAUUCUCAGCCUUUGGGAAUAUUCUGUCUUGCAAGGUAGUGUGUGAUGAGAAUGGCUCCAAAGGCUACGGCUUUGUUCACUUUGAAACCCAAGAGGCAGCCAAUCGUGCCAUUGAUACCAUGAAUGGAAUGCUAUUGAAUGACCGGAAAGUGCUAGAGACAGGUAGUGACUCUGGCAUUGCAGACCCAAAGGCCCAUUUCCUGGGGGGGAAAUGUCAGUUGUCCACGAUUAGUUUUGUUGGCCACUUUAAGUCCCAUAAGGAGCGACAGGCUGAGUUUGGGGCCAAAGCCAUGAAGUUCACCAAUGUGUACAUCAAGAACUUUGGCGACGACUAUAGUGAUGAGAAACUCCAGGAGGUCUUCUCAGCAUUUGGCAGGACCCUCAGUGUGCGGGUGAUGAUGGACGAAAGGGGCCGGUCUCGUGGAUUUGGCUUUGUAAACUAUGAAAACCAUGAGGAUGCACAAAGGGCAGUUGAGGAGAUGAAUGGGAAAGAACUCGUUCCUGGCCGAGUUCUGUAUGUGGGCCGUGCUCAGAAGAGGAUGGAGCGACAGGGGGAGCUGAAACGCAAGUUUGAGCUGAUCAAACAGGAACGUAUCCACCGCUAUCAGGGGGUCAAUUUGUACGUCAAGAACUUGGAUGAUGGGUUGGAUGACGAGAAACUCAGGAAGGAGUUUGCCCCUUAUGGCACCAUCACCAGUGCCAAGGUGAUGACGGACGGGGGCCACAGCAAGGGCUUUGGCUUCGUCUGUUUCUCGUCUCCCGAGGAGGCCACCAAAGCGGUAACUGAGAUGAACGGCCGCAUUGUGGCCACAAAGCCGCUGUACGUGGCUCUGGCCCAGCGCAAGGAGGAGCGGAAAGCCAUCCUCACCAACAAAUACAUGCAGAGGACCAUGCCUGGCCCAGUCAUCGACUCCUACCAGCAGGCAGGCUACUACAUGUCUGCUGUGCCUCAGCCCCCAAGUCGCACUUUCUACAACCCGAACCCUGCGAGCACCAUGAGGACAUCUCCUCGCUGGGCUGCACAGCCACCCAGACCACAGGCACCCUACUCGGGCCAGUUUGUCAGGUCUGCUGUUCCCCGACGCGCCUCCACCCCAAUCAGCACCGUCAGACAGGCCUCCACCCAGGCUCCACGCAUCAUAAACUACACACAGAGGAUGGCUAACAUUGGCACACAGACAGCAGGAGGUCGGGCAGGCAUGUCUGGUGGUAUGGUUCGAGGCACCCAGUAUAAAUACUCAUCAGGGGUGAGGAACUUACAGCAGGUCAUCACUAUGCCCGCACCAAUGGCAGUGCAGCAGGUUGUUACCCAGCAGAUUAUGGAGCCAGCGGUGCAUGUCAGAGGCCAGGAACCCCUCACUGCCUCCAUGCUGGCUGCAGCCCCUCUCAUGGAGCAGAAACAGCUGCUUGGUGAGCGAUUGUACCCUCUGAUCCAUGACUUUCACUCCAACCUGGCUGGUAAAAUCACUGGGAUGCUGCUGGAGAUUGACAAUUCUGAGCUGCUGCACAUGCUGGAGUCACCAGAGUCCCUGCAUUCUAAGGUGGAUGAGGCGGUAGCUGUUCUGCAAGCCCACCAGGCCAAGGAAAACUCUCCUAAGAAGUAGAGAACCCUUUCAGGACUCUGCGAAGAAAUCGCUGAAGGAGGAAAAAGUUAAAACGAACAAAAAAAUAGUAAAAUUUUGUAAAGGGGGGGAGUUUUGUAAAUGGCACUUUUGAUUCAAAUCUGAGAAUUUAAUUAAUGUAUAUCUAUGGGGAAGGAAAGCUGUUUGCAAUGGGUUAUGUUUAUUCUACUUUUUGUUUAAAAAAAAGAAAUGUAAAAUAAGAAAAUAAAGUCUUGGUGUUUUGUGCAUUGAA